GGUCAGUUCAGUCGCAUCUUAUUCUUUAAGGUUGUACAAAGUUUGGUGUAAUGUGUGCAGGAGGAUAAACAUAGGAGAUAAAGGAAAAGGGGGGAUGAUAAUUCAAAAAAAAAAGUGUAACGGAUAAGGGAGAGCAUCAAGUGAUUGAUUAAAAAAUCAAUAAUCAAGUGCAAUGUCUAGCUGUUAAGGGUCGUAGAGUAAUCCAAUUAAGCCUAGAAUUUAAAUUUUAAAGUGAUCACUGUAUUUUACUGAUGAAACCUCCUAGCUGAUAGGCUGAAACAUGAUUUACGUGAAAAAGUCAACUCCAUAAGCGUGGGAUUGGUACGUGGAAACUCAAUGUGGAGUACUAUUACAUGCAUAGUGAAAUGUGAUGGAUCAGAAUCGAUUUCAAACCGGAUGUGCGGUCAGUGUCAAAUUAGCCAUAAUCACUGGUGAUUGUGCUCCCGUGAUUACCAAUCUUGGAUAAAGUGGUUCUGAUUGCAAAAUAAUAGAAGUGAUCAGUGGUCGUUUGACAAAAUUGAUAAGCCGAAAUAAGAGUGAUUUGCUGAUCUUGAUUGCCCAUAAACGGCCGAAAGUUUCACUACUGAAAAUUUUAAAAAAAUGCAAGAAGUGUGUAGCACAGUGGUCGAUCACAUGGGUGCUCAAGUGAAAUCAGAAACGCCCAGUAGUUUAGUGGGAUCACUACCCGGAACAGUUCUGGUGGAAGCAGACGCUACCUCGUCGCAAUCCUUAUCGCCACUAGCGGGACAAACUGUGGUCCACAUAGGAUCCCGCAAGGGGCUCAACGCUUCCAAAGCGCUUAGGGCGGAUCUGCUCGCCAAUCCUGUAGUGGUUCUUGGGAAUGACAACUCGCAACAGCAGGUCCAUCCGGAUUCUCAAACGUCCUACUGGAUGCAGCACCAAACGGAAACCGGCUUCAUCAAUUCACAACCCUCGAUGGCCGAGUUCCUAACUCACAUCGAUUCCGAAAGUCCAAAGUUAAUCUCGGCGGGCACCGGAGUUGGCGGCUCUGGGUAUCCCGGCAUUGUCGGACCGAACGGUGGUGCCGAAAACGGCGAUUCCGUUCCCGAGUAUCCCUGGAUGAAGGAGAAAAAAACGGCCCGCAAAAGCCAAUCCCAAGCCGAAUUUGUAGCCGAAAAUGGUCUCCCCCGUCGGCUUCGGACGGCAUACACCAACACCCAACUGCUGGAGCUGGAAAAAGAAUUUCACUUCAACAAGUACUUGUGCCGACCCCGGAGGAUAGAAAUCGCGGCCAGUUUAGACCUCACCGAGCGGCAGGUCAAAGUAUGGUUCCAAAACCGACGGAUGAAACACAAGCGCCAAACGCUGUCGAAAACGGACGACGAGGGAUCCGGCAAGGACGAACUGAAGGAUUCCAGUUCGAAGAAAUCGUGUCAAGGUUGUGAGCUGCCGUCGGACGAUAUUCCGGAUUCGACUUCUAACUCGAGAGGGUUAAACAACAGCACCCCGAAUACCUCUGCCACGCCCAACUCAACCAUCGAGCUCGGCACUCCCACCGGUGGCACCGGACUGAACGCGGCCGAUUCCAGUGUGGCAUCCUCCGGGAGCAUCGACGACGACGACGACCAAAUGCAGCAUAUCAAAGUUAUCAACAACAACAAUAACAACAGCAGCAGCAAAGCAUCGAAGAAACAUGAUAGUUCUUCAUCGAAUGGUGGCGGCAAGAAGGAGGGAUCGAUAAACUCGAAACUGUUGAGCCAGGGCGGCAAAAUUCAUGAUUCGUUUAAAAAGGAUUCCGGUAUAAAUCCGAUUCAAGUGCCACCGGCUGCGGCGAAUGUGAUUUCUUCGUCUGCUGAGCCACUUGCCAACAAUAAUAACGUCGGCGUACCGGCGGGCUACAAUCAUCAGAUAGGACUGUAUCCGUUGAUGGCGCGAGGGAAAUCUGGCCCGGGAACGCAGCAGCAGCAGCAGCAGGGACAGUCCCAUACGAGCAACUUCGACCAUCAUGUCCCAUCGCCCGGUUCCGGAUCCGGCACCGGAUACUACCCGACCAAGUCCGAGAUGGGUCCGUACCAUCAUCAGUUUGGCAAAGCAUCGAAUCCGUACAUUAAUCAAAAUCCGACAUCGAUGCAGAAGUCAGACUUCGCACCUGGCACAGCUGCUGGUGCUAUCAAUGUGAAAAACUUUUGCAACCGACUACACCCGGAUCCGAAUCAUCCGAUUUCGAGAGCGCAAGUCCAUCAUGAUGGGUUUCCACCGUCUGGCAGUGGAGCAACCACAACUGGCCAUCACCAGACGGCCACCCAUUACUACGCCAACGAUAACGCAACCAAUGGCAGUGGUGCCGGCAGUGUUCCAUUUAAUAGUGCACAGUGCUACCACAACGAGUACGACACUCACGGGGAAUUCAACGGCAAUUACUACGACCCCAAGCUUCAAUCGUACUACCAAUAUGAUGGAUCCGCGGGUGGCUACCAUCAUCCCCAUUCCCAUCCGCACCCACAUCAUCAUCAUCAUCAUGGUAGCGGAGGCGGAGGCGGAGGAGGAAGUGGUUCCAUUUCGGCAGCUAACAUGCAGUCUCCCAUCGGCGACUACGCGCCAGGUAGCAACUUUCCCAUGGUUGUGGACAAUGGGGACGGCUUCAAUCUUCCCCCCAAUCAUCACCAGCAGCAACAGCAAUUCUACGAAGCGCACCAGUUCAACAACCAUCCAUUCCAUCCCGGUAGCGGCAACAGCAACAGCAGCAACAACAGUAACAGUGUUGCCAGCAUGAUGGAACUCAACCACCAGCCACAUCCGGAACUGCUCUACCAUCACCAUCCGCUGCACCAUCACCACAAUCCGCACCAGUCGACCGGAAGUGGCGGGGCAAACGCCUACGGACCCAAUUCCGGUGGCCCGAACGCAAACCUGGUCCCGGCCAGUCUGGAAAACUCCAACUCGUCGUCGGAUUUCAACUUUCUGAGCAACCUUGCGAACGAUUUCGCACCCGAGUACUACCAACUUAGUUAAUAAAUCUUACUAACAUCUUCUCUAGACUAAUAAUCGACCCAACGAAGAAAAACAAACCCAGAAAAAAAGAAUCGUGUACAUAGCGAACCAAGCUUAUAAGACGUAUGUAUAUUUCCACACAAAUAAAAAAAAACUAGGAAAACCCUCCCCCUUUUCCAACUAAAUCCAAAUUCUAACAUAAUACAGACACGUAAAAAAAUCCUUGUAAGAUAGACGACAUUUGAAUUGCACAUAUGUAGAUUGAACAUAUGUAGAUAGAGUGGUCCAAAUUUAAAUGUUUUAAAUUGAACUUGAUGAAUCUUACGCUCUUCAGGCUAAAAUUGAGCAUUGUUCUACCAAAAGUUUAUAUUAGGGAUACGUUCACUAAUUUAAUGCAGCUCAUUUUAUUAUGGAUAUCCAUCUGUGGGUUCCCUUUUUUAGUAUGAUUUUAAUAUAUAACUAGACUCAAACAUGUCAAAAUUCAUGGUAGUAAUUCUUGAAUGAUAAAGAUUUUAUCCAUUUAUGCCGAACAUUGAUUUGAUGAUAGAUUUGAUCUUCCUGACGUUUGAUUUUAAAACCUGAUUAUAAAAACAUGGCCAAAAGUGGUUUCUCUAAAAGCUUUGAAAAAGGUGAUUUUUCAUAAAAGUCGGUAUUUGCUACACAUAUUCUGAGAUGAAAAUUUUCUUAAUAUUCUGUGAAAUUUCAGAUUUUUUUCUGUGAUUCCGGCAACCUUGCUUCCAUGUCCCGCCUUCUAUCUUUUUCUCAAAAUGUCCCACUUUUUUCCUGAGAAAACUUUUUUGGUAUUAUCAACCUUCUUCGAUUCUACAUCUUCAAAAUAGUUGGUUCAUGCUUGAUGAAAACGCUUCUUAUAAAAUCAUUCCUCAAUCAUUUUCAACUCCUGUCAUUUUUUUCUAAUCUUCUUUUACCCAUUUAUGAUUUUCAAAACUAGAAAUGUUCUUAUCUAAAGAACAUGACAUUCCACAUUCAUCGAUAAGGUUGUAAGAAUUAAAUUGGUAACACUUUUAUCACUGACCAUACUGACUGGACACUCGAUUUCGUUUUCUGGAUAAUUUUUCCAACAGUACGCAAUGUCGAUUCCAGAGUGCGCAUCGAUCGAUUUGAAGAAAUUCUAUCCAAGUUAGGAAAUGCCACCCAACUUUAAAAAUAAAACACGCAAUUUCUACAAUAAAAUCGGGCUAAACAGGGCCAUCUUUCCCACAGGGCAUUUUUUGUCAAAUUUUUCAGGUUCGCCACCUGCCGUCGGUAUUGCGAGCCUGCAAAAUCUGACAACAAAAAAUUAGACAGAAAAUGGUUGAAUUUUUGUUCUAAGUGUCAUGUCAGUGUGGUCAGUGCUUUUGUGCAGCUUCAUUGAGUGACACUGGAAAAACCUAAAUUAAGCCUAAAUUUAAAUUCAUUGGUUCAACACAGAAAAUCAUUUAAAAAAUUAAAUAACUCGUAAUUAUUAAAUAAAAAAAAGGGCACUUUAAAAUAUAUUUUUACAUUAAAACUAAUCAGCAUAUUUUAAAUCCUAUUUUAGGCUUCCGAAAAAUUGUUCAUCAUUAUUCAGAUUGAACUUGCUAAAAAAUAUCGUUUUUGGACGCAAAAAUAACAAAUUAUAAUAACUCAGUUUGAGUAAUUUGUUAAAUUUUGGAAAGAAAGUGAAUAUAUCUGUGCAAAAUCCAGGCUUUUUUCUACGAAAUCCGGGCAACCGGGCCGGAUCGAACUUUUCCUAAAUUUUGUGUCAAAUAUCCGGGAAAGUCCGGGUAAGACCGGGCAAUCUGGCAAGUCUAUCAGCAUCACCAUAGCAAUUGGGUUCAGUCAAGCGUCCUUUGAACACGUUUUAGCGAUGUUUUUUUUCUACUGAAGAAAAUAUUCUUUAAGUUGCUCCCAAAUGGUGAUGGCUCAAGAUUUUUCUCCGGAAUCCCAGCAGAAACCUUUGAAUUUGAAACUUAAGGAAAAAUUAAAAUUCCGGAUAAAAUUGAACAGGACUACCGAACGAAAAAAAAACUAUUUCCAAUCCAAUCAUGAAUGAAAGGAUGAGUAUAAUUAAAUAUAUUUGGGAAUGGUCAUAAAAAUUAGGUUUUUGAAAGUUUCCGAGAAGUCUCGAAUUUUUCGGCGAUUUUUUUUUUGAAUAAAUCACAAAACUGAGCCUUUAACUUAUUAUUUAAAAAAAUACCAAAAAUAGAACAUAAUUUCAAAUUAUAAGUAUCUGGAUAUAGUAUAUUUUUUAAAUCAACAAUUAACUUUCAGCUCACUGGCGGCGUUUGAGUUAUCCCAUUGUAGGUACUCCUUUCGGCGUCACAGGAUAUGGUAACCCCCAAGGGAAGCUGAAGUAUGUAUGGAACAUUCAGACAUUUUGUUUAUGGGAGGAGAAUGGUUUGAAGACUUAUUUGUUGCAUACCGAACACCACAAACUUAUUCUAAAUACAUCUUAAAGUGUUAUCAUGGGUAAAAACGUACAUAACAGAAGAUUUUUUCCGAAGAAAAUUUUGUGAGUCAUGGGCGUAGGAAGAACCGACUCAUGGGGUUUUGGUAACAACAUUUUGCCUAUGUAUGACAUUUUUGCUUGAAAAUGCAUAAAUUAAAAAUUUAAAAAAAUGGAAGGUUUCAUAUAAUUACUUAGGUUUCAAUUAUUUUAAUUUCUAGCUUUCGAGAAUAAGUUCAAGAAGUUGCCAUUUUUUUCAAGAAAUUUUAAAAAAACAAUUAAGGAUUUGAAGAUUUUAGUUCUUUUUACCCACAAGCAUGACCAUUUGAGACUUUGGUAAGAAAAAUUGUAAUAUUUAGGAAUUAAAGUAACAGAUUGAGUUUGCGAUUCACAUCAAUUUACUUUCUACUCUUGAAAAUUUGAUCAAAAUUUAAGAUUUUAGUUUGAAACUUUGUUUAAGAAAAAACUGCAGGAUAAAUAAUGUUAACUAAAACCAGUCAAAUAUGUUUUAAGUUGAAUUUAUAAAAAAUAAAUCUAGGUUUCUAAAAAAUCUAUUUUUUUUAUAUUAGUGAUUUCUUCUGGUAUGUGUUCCAAACUGACUUCGAUUGAAUAUAAAAUUGUAAUUUUGUAUCUAGAAUCAAAAUUAUGAAACUGCGAUCGCAUGUUUUUAAUCCUUUAUGAAAUUCUCACAUUUAUAUUUUAAUCGUGAUUAUAAAACUUAACUUCGAACUGAAUAUGAAUUUUUAUUUCUGAUUCCGAUUAUUUCUAGUGCUGCCUUCUGAAACGAAGUUCCGAAUUUAAAAACUAUUUUUGAAUCUAAGUUCCAGAUAACAAUUGUUACUAAUUAUGAGAAAAAAGCGAAAUUUAGAGCAAAAUCUCUUAUCUGAAUUUUGUGUUGUGGGCUUUCAAUGUGAAUUAUUUUUUCAGUUGUUUAUUCGAAAUUUUACUGUGAAUCUGAAGGAAGUUUGGGAAUGAUGAAACGGUUUCAGAUUUUUCAAUUCGGGAUCACCAUUAUAAAACUUUCUUUAGAUUCUGCAUAAGAAUCAAAAGUAAACUUCGAAAUCUUAAAAAUGGUUUGUAAUUUUAAAUAUUCCCUUUUCUCAUUUCGAAAAGAUGAGUUUCAAACAUCAAAAAUUGAAAUGCAAAACCGAGAUUCGAAUCAGGAUUUUUCCCAAUGAUUAUCCAAACUGAAGAUCAGUAACAAAAAACAGGAUACAGAAUACGAAUUCUUAUUACAGACAUCGAAUUUUAAUGUUUAUAAGCAAAUUUGGAACCACAAAAACCGGAAUUAUUCUGUCCUAAGCUUUCCAGAUAUUUUUCCCCAAGUAUCGAAGCCGUGCAAAUCCGGGAAAAUCAUUUUAAUCUUUAAAAAAAUCGUUCACAUUAAUUCUGAUAAAAUUUACUCAAAAAAUUUAGACGCAAAAUACUUGAUUGGUAUUAAUGAAUCAAUUUACAUUUUUGUUUGAUUUUACAAAUAAAGUGACAAAAUUCGGGCAAAAUCUGAGCGAUUUGGCAAGCUAUGUCUAAUCUUUUUGGAAUUUGAUAUUUGGGGCUAAGAUUCUAUCAUAUCAACAAGUUAGAAAUUUUUUCUAGGUUCUAAGUCGAGAUUGUUACUCUUGAAUGAUUUAUUUAGUCGUUCAUCAAAAUUUGAUUUAUAAUUUGAAAUUUUUAGUUAAGAGAAGAACAUUUUGCUUGGCAUAUUUGAACCCUAAGGGGGGAGGGGUGUGGUUUAAUUGGCUUCCAAACUCUUGAUACCAAGCAUAAUAAUAGAUUUUGUAGACCUGUGGUAUGUAAAUAUAUUUCAGGAGCUUCUUCACAUCAGCUCAAGGUUUGCACAUCAAAGUUUUAUCUAUUCUCUAUUGGCAAUUAGCUGUUUCAAAAGCAGCAUUAAUUCUCUGCAUAAAUGUUUAAUUCUGCUUUUAUUCUUAUUAUUCUUAACUUUACAACCAAAGUGUCGACUCCUAAAAACGAGUAUAAAAUUAAAAAGUGAAUUAUGGGAAAUGUUCUCUAUCUAAUGACAUGAAAUUUCCUAUACUCAACUCUUCUUCCAUAAGAAGGAGAGAAUAUGUAAAAACAACGAAAAUGUACACAGAACACUGAAAGUGUCGAAUACUUAUGUCCAUUAGUGUAUGUCAAAAUCGACGAACAGUCACUGCUGGAGCCUAUUUCUAUUGACAAAUGACGAGAAAUAAUAUUUAUUAGGAUUCGAUUACUGCCUUCAUUUCUAUAGAGGGUUGAUUUGAGUCGAUUUGGGGUCAUUGUCGAAUUUCUCAAACCCUGAAAAGCUUUGUAUUGGUACAAAACUCAUCCAUGAUUUUGUGCAGAAUUUUUAGUAACGUUUACAUGAGUAAAUUUGAACUUCGACUGUAACUUCGUAUCUUAUUUCCUACACAAAAAAAAAGUUAUUAAAUAUGAGUUUUAGGGGGGCAUAUUUUUUGGCAUUGACAAACAAUAAAUUCAAUUGAGGAAUCGCUAAGCUUUGCAUGAAAAGUAGACAUGCAAUACCUAGCUACGCAUUCACGGUGAUGUCAAUUGAAUUUAUUGUUUGUCAAUGCCAAAAGACAUGCUCCCAUCUGUAGAACCUCGUGGUACGCAGUUGUAGCCAAACACGUCCGUCCUGCUUCGUGGUUGCCGUCAAAGAGAGCGAUUAUCAUUCGGCUUGGUUGUUCGUCCCCGUAAAUCGAUUACACACACAGAGAAACACUUUGACAACCGAGGGGUUUCCUAAUGGAUUAUUACAAGUGUUAUACACUGAGGUGAAUCGCAACAACUUUUACAACUGCAAGACUCUACAUCCCUUUCCUCCUCUAAACAAAAAAACCAAAGAAAAAUUAAGUAUCCAAUGACAAAUUCGAUUUAUUUAACAGAAAAAUAGCCAAAAAAAAAAAAUGUUUUAAUCCAUGUAUCGCGAAGGGAGCUUUUUCGGUCUAGUUGGACGAUUCGGUGGAAGUUCUUUGCUAUCGACUCCAUCAUUAUUAUCCACUUCCUGGUGUUUUCUUUUAUUACCCAGAUUCAUUUUUACUGGACUGUCAGAUUCUGAGUUAUCGGACGAAACGAUAACGUCUUCUUGCGUCAUUCGUUCAGUGACAUCCUCUGUUGUCUUCUGCAAAGGAAACUUCCGCAAAUGGGAAAUUGGACGGCGAUACGUUGUUCCGUCUUCAUUCGCUACUAAUGUGUCACUUCCUGUCUUUUCGAUGACUGUAUAUUUUUCCAGCCGAAACUUGGGCUCCAACUUACCCGCUUCAUAGUUCCGUAUCAUCACUUUGUCACCGACUUCUAUUUCGGAAGUUUUAGCCUUUCUGCGUUCAUCUGCGUAGAUCUCCCUUCACUUUCCGGAUUGCAUCUUUUUCCCGUGUGCUCUCAUCUCUCAUCCAGUUGGGGUCCGUUCUUAGAGAGGGUAAUAAGUCCUUAACUGGCCUUCCUGUUAGCAGUUCAAACGGUGCUUUAUCCGUCGUCGAAUGAGGCGUGGUAUUAACCAUAUACACAUAAUCUUGCAAGGCUUUUCUCCAGUCAGUUUGGGUUACUUUCGCAAUGCGCAAUGCCCUCAAUAUCCCUUGGUUCUGCCUCUCGACUAGCCCGUUCAUCUGAGGCCAAUAAGGGAUAGCGUGGACCAAUCGAAUGUUUCUACUAGUGCAAUAUUCAGAAAACUCUACACUGGAGAAUGGAGGGCCAUUAUCGCAACGUAUAGUUUCCGGAUAAGUAUGCUCACGGAAUAGGGCCUCCAACACUUCAAUAGUCUUAGCCGCAUUUGUGAUUUUCAUUUCAGAUACUGAUAAGAACCGGCUGUAGUAAUCCACGGUCACUAAGAACGUGGCACACUCUUUGGCAGAGAAAAAGUCAAUUCCUAUCUGCUGCCAAGCACGUUCAGGCAUCUCCGUUCUUAUCAUUGGCUCGGGUGGAUUCUGUCUACUAACGGCGGAGCAACCAGCGCAUUGUUGUACAGUUUCAUUCACAUCGCGGUCCAUACAGGGCCACCAUAACUUCUCCCUCAAGUUUCGUCGCAUUGCAACGAUACCGGGAUGCCCUUUGUGCGCGAUUUGCAAUGCCAUUAUCAUUGGCUCGGGUGGAUUCUGUCUACUAACGGCGGAGCAACCAGCGCAUUGUUGUACAGUUUCAUUCACAUCGCGGUCCAUACAGGGCCACCAUAACUUCUCCCUCAAGUUUCGUCGCAUUGCAACGAUACCGGGAUGCCCUUUGUGCGCGAUUUGCAAUGCCCUCGAUCGCAACUUUUUAGGAAGUACAAUCCUGUCAUUCCUGACUACGAUUCCAUCGAUUGAUCCUAACUCAUUUUGAAAAGCUUGGUACCGGAAAAGCUCUUUUUCCCACUUAUCUGUUUUAAGGGCGUUAAUCACUGCCAUCAAAACCUGAUCUGCCUCUGUUUCUUUCUGAAUCUCUUUCAAAGUUAUCGCAGAAAGACCUUCGUUUAACGCAAACAGAAAGUGAUCUGAACCUUCAUCAAACGCUGCAUCGCACUGUGUAACUAGACGGGAGAGGAUGUCAGAAAUAUUUCUUGCUCCUGGAAUAAAACAAUUACUGUUACUUUACUUAAUUUAAAACGAUGUCAACCAUUCUUACCUGGAAUAUAUCGAACACGAAAAUUAUAAGGUUGUAAACGAAGUGCAAAACCUUCAGCCCUUGAACAGGCUCGUCUUCCGUUUUGAUGCUUGCCUUCAUAAAUAUAUUCCAGUGUCCUAUGGUCUGUAAAUACGGUGAAUUCGAGGCCGAACAGGUAGAGGUAAAAUUUCUCCACCGCCCACACAACCGCCAAUGCCUCUCUCUGGGUUUGUGGGUACACUCGCUCGGCAGGCGUCAAUCCCUUUGACGCAAAGCUUAUGAUUCUAGAAACACCCUUAUGAUCCUUCUGCGUCAACACUGCCCCCAACCCGACUGGUGAGGCAUCAACAUAAAGUUCAGUCGUAUCACACGGAUCGAAAAAUCCAAGCUUGCGCACGUUAUUAACCAGCUCGUUACGUAGAUCAUCAAAGGCUUUCUGCUGAUUAUCACCAAAUUUAUCAAUUUCUCCACGUACAAACAUCCGCAAAGGCUCAGAUCUGGUCGAAAGAUCGGGGAUGAACUGGCCCACAAAGUUAACGAGUCCCAAGAAGCUACGUACCUCUUCUUUAGAUGACGGCAGGCGAAAAUUCUUAAUGGCAGAUACUUUUUCUUCAGAAGGACUAAUCCCAGUAGUACUCACUUUAAAUCCGAGUAUCUCCAUUUCUUGUACUCCAAUGACGCAUUUCUCUUUGUUGAGUAAAGCAUUAUUAUCUUUCAAAACACGGAGGACUUCCUCCAGUCGCGCAUCGUGUUCUUCACGAGUCCUUCCGAACACAACGAUAUCGUCUAUAUAUAUUAUAACUCCCUCAAUUCCUCUCAGCAUCUCGGUCAUAAUCCUCUGAAAAAUUUCAGGAGCUGCGUUAAUCCCGAACAUGAGACGCUUGAAUCGCAUGAGUCCUUUUCCCGUCAUGAAAGUUGUAAUGCUCCGGGAGUCUGGAUGAAGCUCAACGUGAUGGUAAGCAGAUGUUAUGUCCAACCUCGAGUAAAAUUUUGAACCUUUCAAUUUAUUCAAAAAAGUGUCGAUAACUGGUAGUGGAUAAUGUUCACGUUGGACAGCUUCAUUAGCAUUCUUCAUAUUGAUGCAUAUUCUAACAUCAUCCUUACCUUUCGGUACCACUACCAUCGGGGAAAUCCACUCGGGGGAGCCCACGACUCUUUCUAUGACAUCACUCAAUAACAGUUCUUCUAGUUUGUCGUUGACUUUUUGCUCCAUGGCUGCUGGUACCCUAAGAUAGGCUACUUUCUUUGGAAUGAUCCGGUCGUCAAUAGACAACUUGACUAAUAUUCCAGGAAACUUCGGAAACGGUUUGACCAACCCAUCAAUGUUAGACACAUGUAGCCCAACCUUAAGGACCUUAAGCUCCUCAGCUGUGCUUUUACUCAACAACGAUCUUUGAGCUCCUUCGAUCACGAAAAAUUCCGCAUAACACUUGGGCUUCACUGGGUUGAUUGACAGCCAUGCUUCAAACAUCGCCUUAACCUGCAAAGGUUCUUGGCUAGCAUAACCGUUGAAUUGGCGAUCACAUUUCGUUCUAUAGUUGAAUACUUUUGUAUUUCGUUGCUGUAUAACGUCCCACGCUUCUUCAGUAACUGUGUUAAUCGAUGCUCCAGAAUCUAUAAGAAAUUCUACCGCCGUUUUGUCGAUCAUACAAGUGACAAGACCGCUGUCAAGGACAUGACCAUCCACCUAAUGAGAAGAAGAUUUUUUUUUUUAAUUCAAAAAUUCAUUUUAUUCAGUUCAUCAAUUCCGAGGUUCUACGAAACCUUAUUUUAUUAAUAAUUAAAGAAAACAAACAGUUCAAUUAAUCUUCAAAACGAAAUCAUUCUACCUUGGCAAUAUCUUCCGUUGUCGGGCGGUGUGGGAUUUCUGCUUUCCAAUGUUCUUUCGAAUCAACAAGCGAGUUAGCUUCGUUUCGACGUCUGACAGCAGGCUUUUUCGAUGACGGCGAUGAAUGAGUUCCAUCACACUUCCUGGCAUAGUGACCACUCUGUCCACAACGGUUACAGAUAGCUCCACGUGCCAAACACUCAAGUGACUCCGAUCCAUGAUUAUAUGAUCCACAACGCCAACACUGCUCUCCUCGCUGAAUACGAGCUGCACCUCUUCUAAAAUCCGGACGGAAAGGAGUUGUACGCUUUGUGAACGAAUGCUCGUAGCGCUGUGGUCUCCAAGUAUUCCUUCUGACCGAAAUGUUGUUGACUUCCGAUUGGCUUCUCUCCUUCUCUCUCUGUCUAACAAGAAUUUCCCGGUUGAUGGCGUAAUUGAUUAGCUCGUCCAAAUUCAUUACGCUCUCCAGACCCUUAUCUCGUACUUUUUCGUCCCGAGCGCCGAUCGUGAUCUGCUGUAAAAUCUCUGUGUCUUCACGAUCGCGGAAUUCACAGCGAGCCGCUUGUGUUCGGAGUCCGAGGAUAAAGGCAUUGAACGACUCCUCAGGUUUCUGUCUCAGACCACGAAAAACUUCGAGUUCCACACGAUCAUUCCGCUUACCAACAAAAAAUGCUUGUAAGCGCUUAACAGCGUUGUCAUACUCGGGCACUUCUCUUGGCAUAAGAGGGACCUUGACUGGCUCAGGAUAAAACUCAUCAGGUACUGCCCGUAGAUUGUAGAAAAUCCGCUGCAGUCCUCUUCCUCCCAUGGCCAGCAUUGUUGCCAACUUCUCGCGUUGAGAUUCCAUUUCCCGUAACUGCAUGAUGAGUUCGAAAGCCCGGUGCCACUCUUCCCAUUCUCUUCGCAAGUCCUGGGCAUCGACUGCAUCGUUAAACUGAGCCAAAGGGUAACGCAAUUUGUCUUCUCCGUUCAUCUGAAAUUUGAAGAACAAAACUUCAAUCAGUAAUCUUCAUUUUUCCUCUAGCAGAUUGAUAUACAAUUUUUAAAUUUUUUCAAUAUAAUAAUUCCUUUUCAUCCAAUUUCAAUUGCCACUAUCAUAACAAAUUGACUUCACUUUUACGUUGCGGUACUAGAGUUCUGGUUGUCAUUUAGAACUACAACACCUUUUUUUCUUAUUAUUUUUUUUUUUGCAAAUUUUCAAUUAGUUACAUCGCUUCGGAUUCCUCCGGUCUCGCUUCAAUUUUUUUUAAUUUCUCUUUAGUACAGCGCUUCGGAUUUUACCGGUCUCGCUUUUUCGUUUUUUUUUUCAAACAGCGCUUCGGAUUUCACCGGUCUCGCUUCUUCUUUUUUUUACACAGCGCUUCGGAUUUCACCGGUCUCGCUUCUCAUUUUCUUUUUUUUUUUUUGAACACAGCGCUUCGGAUUCCACCGGACUCGCUUAAUUUUCCUCCAGCACUACGGAUUUCACCGGCCUCGCUUAUAUUUCGUUUCAGUUUCCCGGAUUCUACCGAACUUCCUGUUUUAAUCAGUGAGAUAAAUUUUACAGCACAAAACAUUUACUAAUUUAUUCAUUACACACGCGCAUUAUUCUGAGCCUCCCGGAAUUGAAUUUCUAGUUUUCACAAACGAACCUCAUUCGUCUAUUCAAAUUUUGGACACUUGUAAAUUCUACUGGGGUACUUAAUGCUUCCACUAUUUCGAAAUUUAGAUAUUCACGCGAAUUUUCUAAUCCCGAUUUUCCAACUCACCAUUUUGUUUUCACCGGCUGCGCCAAAUUGUAGAACCUCGUGGUACGCAGUUGUAGCCAAACACGUCCGUCCUGCUUCGUGGUUGCCGUCAAAGAGAGCGAUUAUCAUUCGGCUUGGUUGUUCGUCCCCGUAAAUCGAUUACACACACAGAGAAACACUUUGACAACCGAGGGGUUUCCUAAUGGAUUAUUACAAGUGUUAUACACUGAGGUGAAUCGCAACAACUUUUACAACUGCAAGACUCUACACCAUCAAACACCUAAUAAAUUUUAUGUAUAGGUAGUAAGAUACGAAGCUACGGUCUUUGACAAAGCUGUUCAGCGGAAAAUUUCCCUUAGAAAAUUUAUAAAUUGGCACAAAAACCAUAAGCAGACUCAGUCCUACAGAAGAAACAAUAGUGAUGUUGAUUUUUCAGUACAAAAUAUUCAAUUUUCCCAUACAAACAUAAAAGUUCAAAUUUACUCAUGUACCUAAACGUUACUUAGAAAUUCUGCUAGAAAUCAUGGAUGAGUUUUGAACCAAAACGAAGCUUUUAAGACUCAAGGGUUUAAGAAAAUCGAAAAUGACCCAUUGUGCAUAGCUAUGUUACUUUUUAAAUAAAACUCUUAUCAAAAUGAGGUCUUGAAAUGAAAUGUUUGUCCUAAUUUGAGCAUUAAAAAAAACUUCAAAAUAGAUUGGCGGAUGUAGAAAAAAAAAGUGUUAGAUGAUUUUAAUGCUUGUCCCAAACAAAAUAUUUCUAAAGUUCAUACGUCCGAUCGGGCUCAGAUUGUGCAUGUGAACUUCGGGUAGGCCAAUGAUCAAUUCAGUCUAAAAAGCGUAAAAUGUUCAGCUGAUUUGGAUCACUCUACAACGAACAACCUUAAACGCAAAUAGAGGAAGAAUCUUAGGCUUUGUGGAAAAAAAUGGCGCUGCUUUAAUUUAUUAUACUAACACCUACCUACCGGAUGAACGUUGUUAAAAACACACACAAAAAUGCUAAAUUAAAUCAUCGAAAAUAAAAAAGAAAGAAAAGUUAUCGUAAUGCGUGAUCGAAUCGCACUACUCACUGUACUAUAUCGUAAAAAGAGAAGAAAAAAAAACAACUUACUUGGAAGUUUAGUUUCAAAUCGCGGGUUUCGCUUGGAAAACCUCUCCUAUAUUAUAGGCUUCUGUAUUACAUUAUAAAUAUAGAACGAUGUUGUCUAAAUUGAUUAGGGAUUCUAUUGUCAAUUGGGAUUUUUUUUCGUCUGUGUUUCUAUUGAAUCUUCUUGUUUAUGCAACCCAGUUUAAUACCAAAUACCUACAAUCUACAUGUUUGUUUUUUGAUUUUUAUUUUUGGCCUUAGAGACGAAC
Molecule: messenger RNA, 14839 nt
Organism: Uranotaenia lowii
Lineage: Eukaryota; Metazoa; Arthropoda; Insecta; Diptera; Culicidae
Gene: pb
Product: homeotic protein proboscipedia
Exons: 6
Coding region: 601-2973 (790 amino acids)
Biological process (GO): regulation of DNA-templated transcription
Molecular function (GO): DNA binding; DNA-binding transcription factor activity, RNA polymerase II-specific
Source: RefSeq, a predicted model, not a curated record